UAAUUAAAUGCAUUUUUAUUAUUUCUUUUUAAGUAAUAAUUUUUUUCAUCUUGUUCUCCAUGUAAAGGAUUUUUCUAAUAGAAUUUUUUUUUCUACAAUGAAACAUAUAAAAAGUUCGAUAGUGUGCAGAAUAUGUACAUAAAGUGUGUGACCUGACCGGGAUUACAUAGAUGACAUAAUAAUACUAAAAAAAAACGAUAAUGAAACGUAUAAUAAAAAAAUAUAAUAAAUGUAAUGUAAUAAAGAUGUAAUGAAGUAAAAUAUCGUAAAAUAUAGUAAAUAUAGUAAAUGGGGUAAAAUGUGGUGUAGAUAACGUGAUCUUUCUACAUUGUUAACAUUACCUAGAAUUCGGAAACUUUAAUAAUAAUGAAAGAUAUUAAAUUGAGAAUUCGAAAUUUCAAAAAUGAAUGUUUCAUUAUGUUUCAUUAUGUUUCAUUAUGGUUUAUUAUGGUUUAUUAUGGUUCAUUUUUCUUUGAAAAAAAAAAAGAGAUGCACGUCAAAAAUGUGAGACAUAUGUGGAGAAAUGUAAUCUUGAUUCGAGAAUUAAUCUUUGACACUAAAUUUCGUUAAAAAAAACUUUUUUUUUUUAGG
Rhizophagus irregularis DAOM 181602=DAOM 197198 is the source of this 591-nucleotide messenger RNA. Lineage: Eukaryota; Fungi; Glomeromycota; Glomeromycetes; Glomerales; Glomeraceae. The record is from RefSeq and is a predicted model, not a curated record.